Messenger RNA from Chlorella variabilis, 597 nucleotides. RefSeq lists its product as hypothetical. Lineage: Eukaryota; Viridiplantae; Chlorophyta; Trebouxiophyceae; Chlorellales; Chlorellaceae. The transcript is spliced from 4 exons. The record is from RefSeq and is a predicted model, not a curated record. The coding region runs from base 1 to 597 and encodes 198 amino acids.
AUGCAUGUGGACCGUGCCUGGUGCUGGCCGGGGGACACGGUGCGGGUGACUGUGACAGUGGACAACGAGUCCGGCAGGACCCUCAAGGCCUCGCAGCUGUUUCUGCAACAGCAGGCUGUGAUGCAUGCAUCCACCAUGGUGCACCCAGACAUGCAGCCCAGCUACAGCGGCACAAUUUUCACCGUCAGCCACUUCGUGUGCAUCCGCUUUAGCAUGGGCUGGUUCAUGAUGCCUCUCAUUCUCAAGGCACGGCUGGUGCUAGCUGCUUUUGGGCCGCCAGCAGGCCUUCUGCCCAUCCAGCUCCUGCUGCUACUGCUGCAGCUGGCUGAUGCCGUAUCUGAGAUGGCGGCUGCUGUUCUGCAGGUGCCCUUGCGCGUGUUGGUGGGACCUCUCUGUGCAACACUGCCUGGCCCAAGAUCAGCCAAGGACGGCAAGGAUGGUGCGGAGGUCUCCUUCUUUGCAGAACCUCCCGCUUUCUGGAAGCCCAGUGUGGUAGUCGGCCCGCUGGCAUUGCAUGUGAAUGCGGCAUCGCCACUGCCACCAGAAGCGCUGGUGGCAGACGCGUCGUUCUGGGCUCGAGCCACUGGGGGCAAGUAG